This is a messenger RNA of Mesoplodon densirostris (Blainville's beaked whale), 3630 nucleotides long. It is a transcript of the gene DIS3L, whose product is annotated as DIS3 like exosome 3'-5' exoribonuclease. Gene Ontology annotation, cellular component: cytoplasmic exosome (RNase complex). Bases 316 to 3351 code for a protein of 1011 amino acids. The record is from RefSeq and is a predicted model, not a curated record. Gene Ontology annotation, molecular function: RNA binding; 3'-5'-RNA exonuclease activity. Gene Ontology annotation, biological process: rRNA catabolic process. The transcript is spliced from 17 exons. NCBI's taxonomy places the organism in Eukaryota, Metazoa, Chordata, Mammalia, Artiodactyla, Ziphiidae.
CGCGAGGGGCCGGUGGCUUCCGAGCCGCAGAGAGCUGGGCCACGGCUCCGCUGUCGCUCCGACUCCCGACUGCUCUGCCCAGGGAAACGGAAGGGUCGAGAGGCAGGCGCCCCCGCAGCGCAGAGGCCGCGGUUUGGGGUUUUCCGAGGGGCCUGGGGGCGCUGGAGCGUCCUGCCCCCAGGCUCGCCGCGGUGAAAUCCAGAGGACCCGAUCUGUGGGCCCUGCAGUGCGAGCCGGGCGCGCGGAGCUGACGUUCUGCCGCUCCUCGUUGUACAUUUCUUUGCUUUGCUCCCUGCCAGCACCUAGGCCUCAGACAUGUAUCCAGUGGAGAACCCUCUUGACUAUGGGAAACUCUUGUCUAGUGACGUGACUCAUUACAUGAUCCCAGAUUGGAAAGUCGUUCAAGAUUACCUCGAGAUCCUUGAGUUUCCUGAAUUGAAGGGAAUUAUUUUCAUGCAAACGGCUUGUCAAGCUGUGCAGCAUCAAAGAGGCCGGAGACAGUAUAACAAAUUGCGAAAUCUCCUGAAGGAUGCGCGUCAUGAUUGUGUUCUCUUCGCUAAUGAAUUCCAGCAGUCCUGCUAUCUCCCUCGGGAAAGAGGGGAGUCCAUGGAGAAGUGGCAGAGCAGGAGCAUCUACAAUGCAGCCACUUGGUACUAUCACCACUGCCAAGACAGGAUGCCAAUCAUUAUGGUGACAGAAGAUGAAGAGGCAAUUCAGCAGUAUGGAAGUGAAACGGAAGGAGUGUUUGUGAUUUCCUUCAAGAAUUACCUGGACAAUUUUUGGCCUGAUUUAAAGGCCGCCCACGAGCUUUGUGAGUCUAUCCUUCAGUCUCGACGAGAAAGAGAGAAUGAGAGUCAGGAGAGCCACGGGAAGGAGUACCCAGAACAUCUACCCCUGGAAGUGUUAGAAGCCGGCAUUAAGUCUGGGCGCUACAUCCAGGGAACUCUGAACGUCAACAAACACAGAGCACAAAUAGAAGCUUUUGUUCGACUUCAGGGAGCCAGCAGUAAAGACUCAGGCCUAGUCAGUGACAUCCUAAUCCACGGGACAAAGACUCGAAACCGCUCUAUUCACGGGGAUGUGGUAGUUGUCGAACUGCUCCCUAAAAAUGAAUGGAAAGGAAGAACUACCGCCCUGGGUGAGAAUGACGGCGAGUCCCCGAGUGAGCCCAUGCCCACAGGCAGAGUGGUGGGUAUCCUUCAGAAGAACUGGCGGGAUUAUGUGGUGACAUUUCCAUCCAAAGAAGAGGUCCAAUCGCAGGGCAAAAAUGCUCGGAAAAUCCUAGUUACACCUUGGGAUUACAGAAUUCCCAAAAUCCUAAUUAGCACUCAGCAAGCAGAAGCCCUCCAGGACUUCAGGGUGGUUGUGCGCAUUGAUUCCUGGGAGUCGACAUCCAUGUAUCCAAGUGGACAUUUUGUGCGUGUUUUAGGAAGAAUCGGAGAUCUGGAAGGGGAAAUUGCAACCAUCCUGGUGGAGAACAGCAUUUCAGUUGUCCCCUUCUCAGAAGCUCAGAUGUGUGAGAUGCCAGUAAACACAACCGAAAAUCCUUGGAAGGUGAGUUCCGAAGAGGAACGAGAGCGUAAGGACCUUAGGAAAAGCCAUCUGGUAUUCAGCAUUGACCCCAGAGGUUGUGAAGAUGUGGACGACACCCUCUCUGUCAGAGCCUUGGAUAACGGCAACCUAGAGCUCGGGGUCCACAUCGCAGACGUGACACACUUUGUGGCAUCGCAUUCUUAUAUUGAUAUUGAAGCUAGAACAAGGGCCACCACUUAUUACUUAGCGGACCGUCGCUAUGACAUGCUGCCCUCCAUCCUCAGCGCUGACGUGUGCUCCCUCCUGGGAGGCGUUGAUAGGUAUGCUGUAAGCAUCAUGUGGGAAUUGGAUAAAACGUCCUAUGAAAUUAAGAAAGUAUGGUACGGCAGAACCAUUAUUCGAUCAGCAUACAAACUGUUUUAUGAAGCAGCCCAAGAAUUACUGGACGGAAACGUCGACAUUGUUGAUGAUAUUCCAGAAUUCAGGGACCUGGAUGAGAAGAGCCGACAAGCCAAGCUAGAGGAGUUACUGUGGGCAAUAGGAAAGUUGACGGACAUAGCCCGCCACAUCCGAGCCAAACGAGACCAAUGCGGAGCCCUGGAGCUGGAAGGGGUAGAGGUUCGCGUCCAGCUUGACGAGAAGAAGAACAUUCACGACCUCAUCCCCAAGCAGCCCCUGGAAGUCCAUGAGACGGUAGCUGAAUGCAUGAUCCUGGCCAACCACUGGGUAGCCAAGAAGAUCUGCGAGAGCUUCCCUCACCAGGCCUUGCUGCGCCGGCACCCUCCUCCACACCAGGAGUUUUUUUCUGAACUCCGAGAAUGUGCUAAAGCAAAGGGCUUCUUCAUAGAUACACGGUCCAAUAAAGCACUGGCUGAUUCUCUGGAUAAUGCAAAUGACCCCAAUGAUCCCAUUGUCAACUGGUUGCUUCGAUCAAUGGCUACACAAGCCAUGUCUAAUGCACUGUAUUUCUCCACUGGAUCAUGUGCCGAGGAAGAGUUCCAUCACUAUGGUCUAGCAUUAGAUAAAUAUACUCACUUUACCUCUCCAAUAAGAAGAUACUCAGAUAUUAUAGUACACCGACUGUUAUUGGCAGCCAUUUCAAAAGAUAAGAAAAUGGAAAUUAAGGAAAAUUUGUUCAGCAACAAAGAUCUUGAGGAAUUAUGCAGACAUAUCAACAACAGAAACCGAGCAGCACAGCAUUCUCAGAAGCAGUCUACAGAGCUCUUCCAGUGCAUGUAUUUUAAAGACAAAGACCCAGAAACUGAGGAGCGUUGCAUAUCUGAUGGGGUUAUUUAUUCAAUUAGGACAAACGGUGUGCUUGUGUUUAUACCAAGGUUUGGGAUUAAAAGUGCUGCUUAUCUAAAAAAUAAAGAUGGUUUGGUGAUCUCAUGCAGCCCAGAUGGCCAUUCUGAAUGGAAACCAGGAUCCCUUCAACGAUUUCAAAACAAAAUCACCUCUACCACGACAGGAGGGGAAUCUGUUACGUUCCAUUUGUUUGACCACGUAACAGUGAGAAUAUCUGUACAGGCCUCACGUUGCCAUUCUGAUACAAUAAGGCUUGAAAUAAUAAGCAACAAACCAUACAUGAUGCCAGAUACAGAACUUUUUCAGCAGAGUUCCCUCUUGCUAAAGAGUGAUUUAGUGAAAGAAGUAGCUAGAUCUAUGGAGGAAGCUCAGCUUGCUCAAGAAGUCCAAGUAAAUGUCAUCGAGAAAGAUUAUCAAAAAUAUUGCCAAACAAAGGGAAGAAGCCUGUACACACUUCUAGAGGAAAUAAGAGACCUAGCUCUCCUGGAUGUUUCCAACAGUUAUGGAAUAUGAAACUCUUCUUACUUCAUUAAAAGACCUUUGUCUUACGUGAAUGUUUUACCUUCUUUUAAACAUUAAGAUAUAAUUUUCGGCGUCACCCAAUGUCACCCAAUCCCUGAAUGGGAUUGGGUAGAUAUAUCAGAUAUUUGUGAAAUGUUUUCUUAUCAUUAAUUUAAGUUGCAUUAAAUAAAGUACAGUUAGGUCACUAUGGAAAGUGGUUUUUCAGAGGUAAGUAGAUACUGAAUCCUGGCUCUGCAAAUCAUGUUGCUGGUCUUGUUAAUAAACCCAGAA